GGUGCGGCUGGUUCCCGUGGCCCGGUGGGCUGAACUGGAGAACCUGAGGGCUGCAGCAAACGCUGCCGCAGCUCAACACCCGACUUUUUACCGCAGGUCCUGAAUGGGGUCAUUUCUGCUCAGUCUGUGUUUCCAUGUGGGAACAGUUUGUUUUUACUGACUUUGAGCUGCGUUUAGUAUGAAGGCUGCUUUAUAAAUAAGAUUUAUUACUGAUGGUCACUGCGACACGUCAGCUAGUCCGCCAUAUUGGAAGUGGCAAGUCUUCUCCCUUUUUCAAUUUAAAUGUUUAUUUAUUUGUUUUACAAACUCUGAACGACCUUUAUGGCUCCAAUGUAGCUCCAUACUCCUGUCGGCAGAUCGUUGCAGUGGAGCUUCCGGAUCCCUUUAAGGCGCCGCCUCUGUGGGCGGAGUUAGUGACUUCUUUUGAACUUCGGCUCUUCCUUUCGGUCUUGAAUUCAACAGACUGUCAGUUUAGUGAUGCAGCAUUUCAGGGACCAAACAUGACGCUUCGAGUGGACUGUCUGCUGACCACCGCCGGGCUGCCGCUGUUCCUGGUCGACAUCGUCCUGGACGUCCUGGCUGCUGUGGAGUUUUACAGGGAGGGAUCGUACCUGUGCCUCGGGGUGCUGCUGGUGCUGCUCAUGGGCUCCUCGGUGCUGGUGCAGCUCUACAGCUGGCUCUGGUACAGCUACGAUCAUUUUGAGAUGAGGACCAGAGUGGAGGAGUCCGCGAAGUCCGGCCUCGGGGUUCUGCACUGGGUCCAGCUGGGGAUCUACGUCAGACAUGCAGCCGUCAUGGAGACGUCUGUGAAGAGCUGCUGCUCCGACUGUGACAGCCAGGAGGAAGACACGGCGGCGUUCCUGACCCAGGACCUGAGCAUGCUGCGGAUCAUCGAGACCUUCUCAGAAAGCGCGCCUCAGAUCGUCCUGCUGCUCGCCGUCCUCCUGCAGGACGGGUCGCUGGAGCUGUUCCAAGUGUUGAAGACCGUCGGCUCGCUGUCGGCCGUGGCGUACUGCGUGACCACCUACCACCGCUGCUUGCGCUCCUUCCUGCCGGACAAGGAGGAGCAGUCCAUCCUGUCCUCGCUCGUCUUCUUCACCUGGAACCUGCUGCUCCUGGCCGCCCGCGUCGUGGCGCUCGCCCUCUUCGCCUCCGUGUUUCCCUGCUUCAUCUUCUCACACUUCGUCUGCUCCUGGCUGCUCUUCUGCUACUUCGCCUGGUGGGUCGACACACACUUCAUGGAGAGCGUGGGGGGGGAGCGGCUGUACCGGGCCACCGUGGGUCUCAUCUGGUACUUCGACUGGUUCAACGUGGUGGACGGGAAGACCAGGAACUGGGCCAUCUUGUACCACGGCUGGAUCCUGCUGGACAUCCUUGUCCUCUGUGGACUGUGGUUCUGGAAGAUGAGCUGGGAUCCUCCUGACUUUGAGCUGUCCAGUCUGCAGGCGGCCGUCGUUUGGGGCGCCGUGGUCGCCGGAUACGCCGUGGGUUUGGUUCUGAGGAUCGUUUACUACGCCUUCUUCCACCCAAAGUUGAGCAAAGACGAGCUGAUAGGAGGCAGCGUGAAGACGCAGGCCGAUGAAAUGGACGCCCCUCAUGAUGAUGGCGGACAUGCCAUGUUUCGUUCAGCGGCCAGAACCCCCACCGGGCCGAGCCGCCCGCCGCUCCGCAACAAGAGGAUGAAGAAACUGGCUGAGAACUUCUACUCUUCAUCCGCUGAUGGGGCUGAGGUCUGAAACCUGCAGCAUCGGGUUGAACUGGACUUUAACUAGGCCGUUUCUCCUCCAGGAUCAGCCUCAGAGACCCGUCCUGAACCCGUCCUGCUCCUCAGAACCAGAACCCGACCUGCUGCUUUAAAUCGCAGGAGAAGAAAGUCCAUCACAUCCAGGACAAAUGUUCUGGUUCUGGUUCUGCUCAGGGUUCUGGUUCUGGUUCUGCUCAGGGUUCUGGUUCUGGUGCUACAUUAGGUUCUCUCUCGUCGGUCGUUCCUGCAGCGUUCAGCCGGACCGGUUCCGACCCGUCUCGGUGUCUGGAGGCGGGUCGGAACCGCGGGUUCCCAGCCGGGCUUAGAAAUAUAAAAUGGAAUAAUUUAUUAAUCUUGUUUUCUGUUGUGGAUAAAUUUAUAAAAGAUCAAAUGUUUUCUGCCAGUUUUAUUCUAGUUGUAAAGCAGAUAAACGUUCAUGAAGCUAAUCGUCCGUCAGAUGAACCCGAUUAUUCCUGAUCACAGAUGAUGGAGGCGGAUCCGACUCACCGACGGAUCGGAUUUAGUUUCUUUGUGUUCAGCAGCCAGAAGCUCCAGGCCUGCGGUGGAUGUUAGC
Messenger RNA from Poecilia reticulata (guppy), 2318 nucleotides. Its product is annotated as XK-related protein 8-like. Gene Ontology annotation, cellular component: plasma membrane. Gene Ontology annotation, biological process: phosphatidylserine exposure on apoptotic cell surface; apoptotic process involved in development; engulfment of apoptotic cell. The record is from RefSeq and is a predicted model, not a curated record. Lineage: Eukaryota; Metazoa; Chordata; Actinopteri; Cyprinodontiformes; Poeciliidae.